Molecule: messenger RNA, 9420 nt
Organism: Mus pahari (shrew mouse)
Lineage: Eukaryota; Metazoa; Chordata; Mammalia; Rodentia; Muridae
Gene: Pikfyve
Product: phosphoinositide kinase, FYVE-type zinc finger containing
Exons: 43
Coding region: 122-6451 (2109 amino acids)
Biological process (GO): intracellular signal transduction; phosphatidylinositol metabolic process
Molecular function (GO): 1-phosphatidylinositol-3-phosphate 5-kinase activity; metal ion binding; ATP binding
Source: RefSeq, a predicted model, not a curated record
GCCGGCUGCCUGAGAAAGCCGGCGCGGCGCUUGGCCUCGGCUUCCCGGCCGAGAGUGGUGAGGCGGAGGCCGGGGAGGCGGGAGGCCCGCGGGGCCGGGGCGGGAGGCGAAGACUCAUGAAAUGGCCACAGAUGACAAGAGUUCCCCGACACUGGACUCUGCUAAUGAUUUGCCUCGCUCUCCUGCCAGCCCUUCUCACCUCACUCACUUUAAACCCUUGACUCCUGACCAGGAUGAGCCCCCCUUCAAGUCAGCAUAUAGUUCUUUUGUAAACCUUUUUCGUUUCAACAAAGAGCGAGGAGAAGGGGGCCAAGGAGAGCAGCAGUCUCCGAGUUCAAGUUGGUCCAGCCCUCAGAUCCCUUCAAGAACACAGUCUGUGAGGUCGCCUGUACCUUAUAAAAAGCAGCUUAAUGAGGAACUCCACCGGCGCUCUUCAGUGUUAGCAGAGAACACUUUGCCACAUCCUCAGGAGAGCACAGACUCCAGAAGGAAAGCAGAACCAGCCUGUGGAGGUCAUGACCCACGUACAGCUGUUCAGCUUCGAAGCCUCAGCACAGUACUGAAGCGCCUCAAAGAAAUCAUGGAAGGAAAAAGCCAGGACAGUGACCUGAAACAAUAUUGGAUGCCAGAUAGCCAGUGUAAAGAGUGCUAUGACUGCAGUGAAAAGUUUACAACCUUUAGGCGCAGACACCAUUGCAGACUGUGUGGGCAGAUUUUCUGCAGUCGUUGUUGUAAUCAAGAAAUCCCUGGAAAAUUUAUGGGCUAUACAGGAGACCUCCGAGCAUGCACCUACUGUAGAAAAAUAGCCUUAAGUUAUGCUCAUUCCACAGACAGUAAUUCCAUUGGGGAAGACUUAAAUGCUCUUUCAGAUUCAACUUGCUCUGUGUCUAUACUUGAUCCAAGCGAACCUCGGACACCUGUUGGGAGUAGAAAAGCCAGUCGUAACAUAUUCUUAGAGGAUGAUUUAGCCUGGCAAAGUUUGAUUCAUCCGGAUUCCUCAAAUAGUGCUCUUUCAACAAGACUCGUAUCUGUUCAGGAGGAUGCUGGGAAGUCUCCUGCUCGAAACAGAUCAGCCAGCAUUACCAAUCUGUCACUGGAUCGGUCUGGUUCUCCUAUGGUUCCUUCAUAUGAGACAUCUGUUAGUCCCCAGGCUAACCGAAACUACGUUAGGACAGAGACUACUGAGGAUGAACGCAAAAUUCUUUUGGACAGUGCUCAGUUAAAGGAUCUGUGGAAGAAAAUCUGCCAUCACACCAGUGGGAUGGAAUUUCAGGAUCACCGUUACUGGUUGAGAACACAUCCCAACUGCAUUGUAGGAAAGGAAUUAGUCAACUGGCUAAUCAGAAAUGGACACAUCGCUACAAGGGCACAAGCUAUAGCAAUUGGACAAGCAAUGGUUGAUGGACGUUGGUUGGAUUGUGUUAGUCAUCAUGACCAGCUUUUCAGGGACGAGUAUGCGUUGUAUAGACCACUUCAGAGUACAGAAUUUUCUGAGACACCUUCUCCAGACAGUGACUCCGUGAACUCUGUGGAAGGACACUCUGAGCCAUCCUGGUUUAAAGACAUAAAAUUUGAUGACAGUGACACAGAACAGAUUGCUGAAGAAGGUGACGAUAAUUUGGCUAAUUCUGCCAGUCCUAGCAAGCGCACCUCAGUCAGCAGUUUCCAGUCCACAGUGGACAGUGACUCAGCCGCUUCUAUCAGCCUGAACGUGGAGCUGGACAACGUGAACUUCCAUAUCAAGAAGCCCUCCAAGUACCCACAUGUGCCCCCUCACCCUGCUGACCAAAAAGAGUAUCUGGUUUCUGACACUGGAGGACAGCAGCUCUCAAUAAGUGAUGCCUUCAUCAAAGAGUCCUUAUUUAAUCGACGAGUAGAGGAAAAAUCCAAAGAGCUGCCUUUUACCCCUUUGGGCUGGCAUCAUAAUAACCUGGAACUCUUGCGAGAGGAGAAUGAGGAGAAGCAAGCCAUGGAAAGGCUGCUUUCAGCUAAUCAUAACCACAUGAUGGCCCUACUCCAGCAGUUGCUUCAAAACGAGUCAUUGUCAUCGUCUUGGAGGGACAUCAUUGUGUCACUAGUCUGCCAGGUUGUUCAGACAGUACGACCUGAUGUCAAGCACCAGGAUGAUGACAUGGAUAUCCGUCAGUUUGUCCAUAUUAAGAAGAUCCCAGGUGGAAAGAAAUUUGAUUCUGUGGUUGUCAAUGGCUUUGUCUGUACCAAGAACAUUGCACAUAAAAAGAUGAAUUCCUGUAUUAAAAACCCCAAAAUCCUUCUGUUGAAGUGUUCUAUUGAGUAUCUCUAUAGAGAAGAAACUAAGUUUACCUGCAUUGAUCCUAUUGUGCUUCAGGAAAGGGAAUUCUUGAAGAAUUAUGUUCAACGAAUAGUUGAUGUUCGACCCACAUUGGUUCUUGUUGAGAAAACAGUGUCUCGGAUUGCUCAGGACAUGUUAUUGGAACAUGGCAUUACUCUGGUCAUUAAUGUAAAGUCACAAGUUUUAGAAAGAAUCAGUCGAAUGACGCAAGGUGAUUUAGUGGUGUCCAUGGACCAGCUGCUCACCAAACCCCACUUGGGCACUUGCCAAAAAUUUUAUAUGCAGAUAUUUCAGUUGCCUAAUGAACAAACCAAAACACUGAUGUUUUUUGAAGGCUGUCCACAGCACCUAGGCUGCACAAUCAAGCUCAGAGGAGGCUCUGAUUAUGAGCUGGCUCGAGUUAAGGAGAUCCUAAUAUUUAUGAUCUGUGUAGCUUAUCAUUCUCAGCUAGAAAUCUCUUUUCUCAUGGAUGAGUUUGCUAUGCCUCCAAUGUUAAUGCAAAGCUCUUCAUUCCAUUUUCUGACGGAGGGACGAGGUGAAGAGGGAGCUUCUCAGGAGCAGGUCAGUGGCAGCUCCCUUCCUCAGGAUCCUGAGUGCCCUCUUGAGGCCCUGCCUUCUGAUGAUAGCACUUUGUUGGAAUCAAGGAUUGUGCUUGAGAAGGGUGAACUGGACAAUAAAAGUAUUCCACAAACUGUUGCCUCUUUGAAGCAUCAAGAUUAUACCACCCCCACUUGCCCAGCAGGUAUCCCCUGUGCUCUCUUUGCAUUGGUACCAGAGUCAUUGUUGCCUCUCCAUAUGGAUCAACAGGAUGCUGUAGGAAAUGAACAGCCAGAGACAUCACAGCAAACGGAUGAGCAACAGGAUCCCAAAAGCCAGAUGAAAGCUUUUAGAGACCCUCUGCAGGAUGACACUGGAAUGUAUGUUACUGAGGAAGUCACUUCCUCUGAAGAUAAACGAAAGACUUAUGCCUUGACAUUUAAACAGGAAUUAAAAGAUGUAAUCCUCUGUAUCUCUCCAGUUAUUACAUUCCGUGAACCUUUCCUUUUAACUGAAAAGGGAAUGAGGUGCUCAACUCGAGAUUAUUUUCCAGAGCAGAUUUACUGGUCUCCUCUUCUCAACAAAGAGGUGAAGGAAAUGGAGAGCAGGAGGAAGAAACAGCUGCUCAGGGAUCUCUCUGGACUUCAGGGCAUGAAUGGCAGUGUUCAGGCCAAGUCUAUUCAAGUCUUACCCUCACAUGAGCUAGUGAGCACCAGGAUUGCUGAACAUCUGGGUGACAGCCAGACCUUGGGUAGAAUGCUAGCUGAUUAUCGAGCUAGAGGAGGAAGAAUUCAGUCUAAACAUUUGGACCCUUUUGUACAUUCAAAAGAUGCAUCAUGUACUUCAGGUGUCAAAUCAGGAAGCAAAGCUGAGAGUGAUGAAGAGAGGGGAUUGAUUCCAAGUGAUGUAUUAUGGCCAACAAAGGUGGACUGUCUGAAUCCUGCUAACCACCAGAGGCUCUGUGUGCUCUUCAGCAGCUCUUCUGCCCAGUCCAGCAAUGCUCCCAGUGCUUGUGUCAGUCCUUGGAUUGUAACAAUGGAGUUUUAUGGAAAGAAUGACCUUACACUGGGAAUAUUUUUAGAAAGAUACUGUUUCAGGUCUUCUUACCAGUGUCCGAGCAUGUUCUGUGACACCCCCAUGGUUCAUCACAUUCGACGCUUUGUUCAUGGCCAAGGCUGUGUACAGAUAAUUCUGAAGGAGUUGGAUUCUCCAGUGCCUGGAUAUCAACAUACAAUUCUCACAUAUUCCUGGUGCAGAAUCUGCAAACAAGUAACACCAGUUGUUGCUCUUUCAAAUGAAUCCUGGUCUAUGUCAUUUGCAAAGUACCUUGAACUUCGAUUUUAUGGCCACCAGUACACACGCAGAGCCAAUGCUGAGCCCUGCGGUCACUCUAUCCACCAUGAUUAUCACCAGUAUUUCUCUUAUAACCAGAUGGUGGCAUCUUUCAGUUAUUCUCCUAUUCGGCUUCUUGAAGUAUGUGUUCCACUACCAAAAAUAUUCAUUAAGCGUCAAGCCCCACUGAAGGUAUCUCUUCUUCAGGAUCUCAAGGACUUUUUUCAGAAGGUUUCACAGGUGUACCUAGCUGUUGAUGAGAGACUUGCAUCUUUGAAAACGGAUACAUUUAGCAAAACUAGAGAGGAAAAGAUGGAAGAUAUCUUUGCACAAAAGGAGAUGGAAGAGGGUGAGUUUAAGAACUGGACAGAGAAGAUGCAAGCAAGGCUCAUGUCUUCCUCUGUGGAUACCCCUCAGCAACUGCAGUCCAUUUUUGAGUCACUGAUUGCCAAGAAGCAAAGCCUCUGUGAGGUGCUCCAGGCGUGGAACAGCAGGUUGCAGGACCUCUUCCAGCAGGAAAAAGGUAGAAAGAGGCCUUCAGUUCCUCCCAGUCCUGGGAGGCUGAGACAAGGUGAAGAAAGCAAGAUAAAUGCAAUGGACACAUCUCCAAGGAAUAUUUCUCCAGGACUUCACAAUGGAGAAAAAGAGGAUCGCUUCUUGACAACCCUGUCCAGCCAGAGCUCCACGAGCUCCACCCACCUCCAGCUGCCCACUCCUCCCGAGGCCCUGGCGGAGCAGUUAGUGGGAGGGCCGACUGAUCUGGAUACAGCCAGUGGCUCUGAAGAUGUAUUUGAUGGUCAUUUGCUGGGAUCCACAGACAGCCAGGUGAAGGAAAAGUCAACCAUGAAAGCCAUCUUUGCUAAUUUGCUUCCAGGAAACAGCUAUAAUCCCAUUCCAUUUCCUUUUGAUCCAGAUAAACACUACUUAAUGUAUGAACAUGAACGGGUGCCCAUUGCUGUCUGUGAGAAAGAGCCCAGUUCCAUCAUUGCUUUUGCACUCAGUUGUAAAGAAUACCGAAAUGCCUUAGAGGAAUUGUCCAAAGCAACUCUGUGGAACAGUGCUGAAGAAGGGCUCCCAACCAAUAGUGCUUUAGAUAACAGGCCAAAGAGUAACAGCCCUAUUAGACUACCUGAAAUCAGUGGAGGACAGACAAACCGCACAGCAGAAGCAGAACCUCAGCCAACCAAAAAAGCUUCAGGAAUGUUGUCCUUCUUCAGAGGAACAGCAGGGAAGAGUCCUGAUCUGUCUUCUCAGAAGAGGGAGACCUUACGUGGGGCAGACAGUGCCUACUACCAGGUUGGGCAGGCUGGCAAGGAGGGGAUGGAGAGUCAAGGCCUGGAGCCUCAAGAUGAAGUAGAUGGAGGAGAUACACAGAAGAAACAACUCACAAAUCCUCAUGUGGAACUUCAAUUUUCUGAUGCUAAUGCCAAGUUUUACUGUCGUCUGUACUACGCGGGAGAGUUCCAUAAGAUGCGUGAAGUGAUUCUGGGCAGCAGCGAGGAGGAUUUCAUUCGUUCCCUUUCUCACUCAUCUCCCUGGCAGGCCCGGGGAGGCAAGUCAGGAGCUGCUUUCUAUGCCACCGAAGAUGAUAGAUUCAUUCUGAAGCAAAUGCCUCGUCUGGAAGUCCAAUCUUUCCUUGACUUUGCACCACACUACUUCAAUUAUAUCACAAAUGCUGUUCAACAAAAGAGGCCCACCGCCUUGGCUAAAAUUCUUGGAGUUUACAGAAUUGGUUAUAAGAACUCUCAGAACAACACUGAGAAGAAGUUAGAUCUCCUUGUCAUGGAAAAUCUUUUCUAUGGGAGAAAGAUGGCACAGGUUUUUGAUUUGAAGGGUUCACUUAGGAAUCGAAAUGUAAAAACUGACACUGGGAAAGAGAGCUGUGAUGUGGUUCUGUUGGAUGAAAACCUCCUAAAGAUGGUUCGAGACAACCCUCUCUAUAUUCGUUCCCAUUCCAAAUCUGUGCUGAGAACUUCCAUCCACAGCGAUGCCCAUUUCCUUUCCAGCCAUCUCAUUAUAGACUAUUCUCUGCUGGUUGGGCGAGAUGACACUAGCAAUGAGCUUGUGGUUGGCAUCAUAGACUACAUUCGAACAUUUACAUGGGACAAAAAACUUGAGAUGGUUGUGAAGUCAACAGGAAUUUUAGGAGGACAAGGUAAAAUGCCAACUGUGGUCUCUCCAGAGUUAUAUAGGACUAGAUUUUGUGAAGCAAUGGACAAGUAUUUCUUGAUGGUGCCAGACCACUGGACAGGGUUGGAUCUGAAUUGCUGAAAUCACACAGAUGAUUUGAAAAAGACUGUGAACGAAAGAGGAUCUGAAGAAGAAACCCAAACUAUAUGAUGUUUUGUUUCUUUGUCAUAUAGACCACUGAACACAAAGACCUUUCAGUUCUAUGACUGUCUUUAGAUUGGCUUUAGACUGUCCAUGACUGCAGGGUAAAAAAGCCCCAUGGAUUUGCUUUUGAUAUUUGCUAUUAUCUGCCUGUAAAUGGGAAAUUGUAAAAGUUAAAUACAAUGUUCUUUUCAAAGGGCUGUGAUUAGAGAUGACUAUAUAGAUGGAGUAAGAUAUUGAGUUGUCAUACUUACUAACUCAAUUGCUUGAAGAGAAAAGUGCUGUCUGAUAGACAUUGUCUGGUAGACUGACAGGUAGACUGUCUAGUAGACUGUGACUGUCUGGUAGACUGUGACUGUCUAGCAUCACAUUUGUUACUUUUUUCCCUGAGAAGGCACUUGCAGACCUUCUUGGUUUGGUAUGUUUCCUGUGUAGUGACUUUAUGUUUGUUCUUAUAAUAUCUGAAACAUUUAGGAAAAAAUCUGAUUUAUUCCAUUAAUGGCCAGUUAAACAGAUUGGUGCUUGCUUUAUUAGGAAUUUGACUUAAAUUAGGAAUCCUGCCAUAAUCUAUAUUCUCCAACUGUUUUGAUGCUUUCACAUUCUACCUUCUAUGCAGGUGACAAGAGCCUUUAGUCCUUAGCUUGAAAGCCUUUCUUUCUUAGAACAUUUUAAGGAGCUUGUUUAAAACAUUUGUGUAAUGUGCCAAACAGCACUUAAUCUGCAUGUAUGUUCAUAGUCUAGAUUUCCCUCUCAUUUUGGGGAAGCAAAAUAAGCAGGAAAUAAAACUGUAGUCACUGAAGCCCUGAGUGAAGAAUUAAUAAUGAAGGAUUUUUUUAAUGGCAAAGAGAAACUGGGUGAGAAUCAAAAAUGUGGGGUUUUGUUGUUUGUUCUUGUUUUUCUAAUAUAUAUAGUUGUAAAGUAUCUUUUAACACUACUAGCAGUUAGGUGGGGUUUGUAAAAUUUAAAAGUUUUCAGUACAGACAGUCUGAUUUUAAGUUUCCAUCACACUGACCGGUGCUGCUGAGAGCUGCUGAGAGGUAAAGUGACUCCUACUUAAGGAGUAGUUUACCAGUCAGCAGUCUCAUCUCACAAGUGACCGGAAAUCCUCAACUGUGAGCAGAGGCUUUCACCCCACAAUAUGCGAGUGUUUCUCUUGCCUUUUCUGUAAAAAGGAUAUUUGGGCAUUUAUAAAGUUGUAAGGAUUCCAUUUUAUUCAGACUUUAUCUCAUAUCAUGUUAAUAUUCACAAAGGGCAGACAGAGGACAGUCUGCACCUGAGUCUGCACAGUGUGGCAGGUUUGCUGUGACAGUGAAGCAGUAGCUGGCUGUUGGUUACUUGUUGAGUGUGUGGCUAAACAAGGGUGAUGUCUGCCUGAUGUUAGGCCUCGGCCUCUUCAGUGCCUUGGAAAGAUGGACCAAACACUGAAGAGUCCAGCUGUGACGUUAAAGAUCAGUAAAGGAGUGUCUAGAUUUGAAGAUUUCGUAGCACACAAAGCUUCCAGGGACAAAGGCUUUUGUGUCUGGUUUGAAAUGCCAACUGUUGUGUCUCUGUUCAUUUUUCUGUGUGAUUGAUUAGGCUAUAGGACCCUCUCACUUCCUGUAGGACUAGAGACAUGCUUUGCCUAGCUGGGGUUGUGUUGUUUCUGUUUUUCUCUUUGGUUUCAGUACAGUGUGUAUCUGAGCUGAGCUCCAGGGGAGUAACUCCUGACAGUAACAUGGCAUGUCCAUUUUCUCUUGUCCCUGAUUGAAGAGCAACUUUGCUUUUUAAAGUAUUGUUUAAAGUAAGUAAAUAUUGAGGUAUUUUGGUGACUUUCCGAAGCAAGAGUUCCUGCUUUGAAAGCUUGAUUUGUUUUUGUUUUUAAAUUAAUGUCUGGCUGGUGUUAAUAAAGGGGAAACACAUAAUUGAAAUGUUUUGCGUGGUACAAAUGUGUGACUCCUAGCUGCUGUGUUUAGCAACUGCUGUGUAUGUGUGUGUAUAUAGUGUUCCCAGUGCUUUGAAUCGAAUGGCUGUUGUCCUCCUUACUCUCUUUCAUGGCCUAGAGAAUAUUAAUGCUGAAAAGCUGUGAAUAAGGAAGAAAUCUCAUGCUCAAAAUAUGAAUUCCAAAAGUAGCUGAUAGUAACAUGAGAAAAUUAUGCCUAUGUGUUGCUGUGUAUAAAAAUCUUGUUUAUAAAUAUGAAAUUUUUUGAUGACGUAAAAUUUUGUUUAAAGAAUAGAAUUUGAAUUUUUCCUGUCUGCUUGAGAAAAGAAAGCUGAAAUAAGCUGGAGAGGCCUUUUGUAGUCUAUUGAGUACUUAUAGAUUCUCAAGAUUUCCUAUGUAAGGACAGAGCAGGUGUUUUCUAGCUUUAACAUCUAUGUAAAUAAUGGGGUCACUCAUGAGCAUUCGCUUGAGGUGGCUUUGUGGUGGAUGGCUUCUCAGCACGUUAGCCAUUGGCACUAGGCUUCUGUGGAAGUGCCAAGGAGGUAAUGUGCCUGUGGCAAGUCAUCUGAGUUUCAAGUGUGAAAACUUGUGAGCCUGGGACCAAGUCUUCCCAGGACACCCGGUCUCCAAAGUGACUUACGCAGUAUUCAGACCUUCUGUGCAAUGCCUUUGUUUGGGUUGUUUUUGUAACGGGUGCAGUGUAUUAUAGGAAAAAAAGGAAACUACAAUCACAAGCAGUUUUGUUUAAUGCUGCUUUGUCAGUUUUGUAAAAGAAAAUGUACAUAAUGUCUUUCAACAGGUUUUAGACUAGAGGAAAUAACAUUGUAAAUCACAGUAGCCUAAUUUAAUAGUAAAAGUACUUAAUGUAUUAUAAUGUGUAUAUUUCUCUAACUUUGUUUCCAGCUGUUUUAUAUGAUUGACAUGUUAUUUAAAGAUAACUACCAUAGCUUCUUAGAGACUUAUACUGUAAAUAAAGAGGAUCUUCAAUAAA